Messenger RNA from Trichogramma pretiosum, 1657 nucleotides. RefSeq names its product 39S ribosomal protein L37, mitochondrial (gene mRpL37). Lineage: Eukaryota; Metazoa; Arthropoda; Insecta; Hymenoptera; Trichogrammatidae. Gene Ontology annotation, cellular component: ribosome; mitochondrion. The record is from RefSeq and is a predicted model, not a curated record. The transcript has 5 exons. Gene Ontology annotation, biological process: translation. Gene Ontology annotation, molecular function: structural constituent of ribosome. Bases 367 to 1611 code for a protein of 414 amino acids.
UAAUAUCAAAGAUAAACGUCGUUGAAUUUUUUAUUCCGUCCAUUCGUUAUAUAGUCCUCGAGUCCUGUCAAAUGAUCCAGCGCAAUCGAAGGCUUGCGAAAUGUCAAAUGCAUGAUCUUUCUGCUACUUGUGCAUGGUAAACUUUCAUCUGGACAAGUCGUAGCCAACGCUGCGGACCGAAAUACGCGAGUUUGUACACUGUGUCGAGUUGCCGCUGUCUGUAAUGUCAAUUUAUACAAUCGUGAGUGUGGCAGGCGUGAGCCGCAUGGGUGGACGAUUCGUAGAGUAUAAAAGUGCCGUAACCUAUUAACGUAAUUUUUCGUACUUUUGUUGUUUAGUUUUUAAGUUGUUUUUCCUCCGACAAAAAUGAAGUUAUCUCAAGUUUUGUGGAAGCAACACAUCGGUCGUCAAAUACGUAACAAUUGGUAUUCGCAAGGCAAAGUGAAACCUUUCGAAACCAAUGCCGAAAAGAUCCUCACUCAGCGAGGUAUACCCGUUAUCGAUGCAGAAAUAUACUUAGACCAUCAACCGAAAAAUAGAUUCAUUAUCAAUAAUGAUGACUUCUUGGUACCAAAGCCACUUCCCAGAGACUCAACGCAUCCUGAUUACAAGGAAGUCCCAUGUUUACAAUACGGAGAUAAUAUUGUGUUAUUGGAGGGAAUUGUGCAAGCUCAACACUUGACAAAAACUGUUCUUUUCAAUGAUGCAUUACCAGAUUCUGUAGAAAAAUCAACAGAAGAUGUUUCAGAUCAUACCAAUGAACUCGUACAAAAGAUCAUUAAAACAUCGGUUAUGUUUGAUGCUCAUCAAGAACUUUUGCCAAAAAUAAAAGAUCCUCUGAGACCUGCUUGGAACUUUCCUAGACAAAUGGGUAUUACAGAUUUGAGGAAAGCACAAAAUUUGAACAAGAAAAUGUUACAGCUAUGUGAUCGUUUGAGUGGUCCUGAAUUUGUUAAAAACAGAAGUGUUGUUGAAAAUGGAUUAUUAUGUUAUCCAUUUGAAAGGGAAUUUGAACUUUUUGAAUUCACUUUGACUAUGGAUUUAAUGCUCCUUUCUAAAGAAACUUUGAAACCUAACAUGGAAGGCAAUGAAGAAGUUUGCAAAAAGAUGAUUGUGCCAGAUAUGCAUCCACUACAUCCUUCUAUUGGUUUUGAUGAAAGUCAUUUUUAUGACCAUAAAUACUUGUACCCUGUGAUUACUGGUAACCAUCAAAAACAUUUGCACACAAUAUUUGUUUAUCACGACCCAACUAAAGUUAAAAAUAAAACGGAGUUAACUGUCAGAGAAAAUCAAACAAAGGCACGAUCCCUUGUAAAGUCAUUUACUGCAGCAGCUUGUUCAGCCUGUGAACAAUUUGGCAAAGAUGUCAAAGAACUGCCUAAACCAGUGACUGUACAAAGUGUAUACUCUGAUGGAAAAAAUUAUUACUUUUCUGUGUACCAAUUAAAUACAUUGAAUUUGGGUGGAUUGGAAGGACUAAAGAAUUAUUUUUGGAUAUCACCAAAAAUGAGUUUGUACGAAACAGGAGCUUUUGUCAAUGGAAUCCCAACUUUAGAAGGAUAUAAUCCAGAAGUAUUUAAAAAAAUAUUAACAUUUUAUAAAAAUAAAUGAAUAAUUACGAAUUGAACAAAGUAUAAACAAGUUUUAUUUAUUUUUU